AUGUCAAUUCUCAGUGAAAAUGAUUUGACUGAAUUACAUAAGGACUCAUUUGAAGGCUUGCUAUCCCUCCGAUAUUUAAAUUUUUCCUGCAAUAAAAUACCGUCUACUGUACAACGUACAUUUGAACCACUACCUUUUUUGCAGUUUAUAAAUCUUGGUUGCAAUUUACUCACAGAACUUAGAUUUGGAAAGUUUCAGGCCUGGCAUGGAAUACAGGUAUUAUACAAGUUAAUUCUCAAUCGUAAUCCUUUGACAACAGUUGAAGAUUCUUAUCUUUUUAAAUUGCCAGCAUUAAAAUAUUUAGACAUGGGAACAACACAAGUGUCACUUACAACAAUUGAAGGCAUCCUCAUGAUGACCCUUGAAUUGGAAAAACUGAUCUUACCUAGCCGUAUGGCCUGCUGCCUCUGCCAAUUUAAAAAUACCAUUGAGGUUGUCUGUAAGACAGUCAAGAUGCAUUGUGACAGUGAAUGCCUGACAGAAGUCACACAUUGUGAUGAAGAAACAUCUAUAGGGAAUGCAAAAGGAUCGUUGAUGAAGAUGUUGCAAGCCUGGAAGAAGAACAGCAGCGAGCUGAGUAUUGAGUCAGAGAGGGCAUCCUCAGAUAGUGCUGUCAGCUUGUCAGGCUUCAUGAAUGAGCAGCUGGACUUUAAAAAUAAAAGUGAUAUUAUCAGUGCACUGAAUUACAUACUGCCUUUUAUCUCAGAGGGAAAUCUAGGAGAUGUGGAAUCAACAUUAUUACCAUUCAUUCAACUUCUUUUUUCAAAUAACAGCCUAGCAAAGAUUGAGAGUACAGAGAAAAAGCUGCUGAGAGUGAACAGGGUCCUCAGGGGCCCAAGGGGCAUACAGAAAAUGCACCUCAAAGCAGUGGGAGAUGAGAGCGUCAGGAGGAAACGGAAUGCCCAGAAAUCUGUGGCGAACACUGCCGAAGAAAGAAGGCUCAGGAGGCCAUCCCCAAGAAAGCUGAAACAGCUUCUCAUGGUGCAGAGGCCCAGGAAGCUGGUGGGAACGUCGUCCAAUGCAGAGUCUUCAUUCAUAAAGGAACACAAGGCAGCAGGCUCCUCUUCCCUGAAACAGUACUUCAAGGGCAGGCCUUUUGCCUCCAUCCGUCCAAAAUCCCCAUCUGAGGUUAAAAGCAAAUCAAAAGACUUAUCCCACACUAUUUUUGUUUUAGAAGCUGUAAAGUCUAGAGUUAGAAAUAUUGAGGCUCCUGAACUAAUCUCACCUUCUGGUGAAAAAUAUAUCUUGCAUAAAACUCAGUCUCAUCGGGUCCACAGAAAACCCAAAGUCAAAAGGAGUCGAAAGUUCAGAAAGAAAAGUUCACUCAGUAGAAUGAUGCUUGCAAGCUCUCCGUUCUCUGUAGCAAGGAGUCUCAUAAAUUACACUUCUGCAGAAAACACUAGUUCAGAAAACAAUACUGCACAAAAUGUUUCUGAUGAAAUUAUUUCUAGAGGAAACUCUACUCUGCCAGGAGGAAACGGCCCUGGAAACACUACCCAUAGGAACGUCUCCACUGCACAUUCUACUGUUGCUGCAGAUGACAGUAUGCCAACUGUUCAACACACCCAAACACAAUGGGAGUACCACAACAUGGGCACUGAAUUAUCCUCCGAGCCCACAGGCUUCACUUUCCCAGGGCUCACAUCCCCAGGUGAUGAAGUUGAAACUCAGCUAAACCAGCAGCUCUGGUCCCUCAUCCCCAAUAAUGACAUGCGAAGGCUCAUUUCUCAUGUUAUCCAGACUUUGAAAAUGGACUGCUCAGAGGCCCACGUGCAGCUGGCCUGUGCCAGCCUCAUCUCUAAAACAGGCCUCCUGAUGAAACUUCUCAGCAAGCAGCAAGAAGUAAAUGUUUCCAACGCGGAAUGGCAUAUGGAUCAGUGGAAAACUGACAACUAUAUCAGUGAGAGCACAGAAGCCCAGAGUGAGCAGAAAGAGCAGCAGUCAAGUGAGCACACAGAAGAAGUUUCAGGAUAUGGCUAUAACAACAAACUCAUCUUGGCAAUAUCUGUAACUGUAGUAAUGACGAUUUUGGUUACAAUUCUCUGUCUCAUUGAGGUAAGGACAAUAAUUAUUUAUUCUCAUAGACUUGCAAAAGAGGAAGUGAAAAAGAGAAGCAGAAGGGGCUUUUUUCGAUUUCUGCUGCGUAAGAGAAGCUCAGGGCAAAGUGAGAGUCAGGCAGAGGCCCAGACUCAGCAUCCAGAGCCCACUGAAGAGGUAGAACCACCUCCACUUCAGCAGGAGGCUCCAUCUCAGCCUUCAGAGGCCCCUGAGGAACUAGAAACUUCAAGUUCUCAGGAGGCCCUCGCCCAGCCUUUGGAGACACUUAAGGAGCUUGUAGUUCGACCAGUAGCACAUCAUGGGCGUCACGCUCAUUCCAACUUGCCCAGUGUUACACCUCAACCUCUGAAUUUGGAAUUAACCAUCACUCCAGAGCCCACUACAGAAGCUGAAUUUCCUGCAGCUCAGCAGGAGGACCUGACUCCACCGCUUGAGCAUCCUGAGGGGACAGAAUCUUCUCCAACCCAACAAGAGACCUCAGCUAUGCCUCCAGAGCCUCCUGGAGAGGUUGAGCCUUCAAGGGAGCAGGAGCAACCAGCUCAGCCUUCUGAGCCUCCUGGGGAAGUGGAACCUUCUCCGACUCAACAGGAACAGCCAGCUCAACCUCCAGAGCAUCAUGAAAUGACAGUUUCACCUCCAAGUCACCCUCAUGCUCAGCAUUCAGACUUAUCCAGUGUCAUUGUCAAACAUGCAGAUGUGGAGCUUACCAUAACAAAAGAACCCACUCCAGAGGUGGGACCUUCUCCAAAUCAGCGAGACUAUAGUUCUUCCAACAUACCACGAGGUGACACUUCCAAACGAGAGCAAGUUCCGGCUCAGCAUCCAACCUUAACUGAGGUCACAGUUCAACCUUUGGACCUGGAACUUACGUUAACUCUGGAAUCCAGUUUAGAGGUUGAACCUUCUCCAACCGUGCAGCAGACCCAAACUCAGCCUCCAGAGCUCAUUAAGGAAGUUGUAGCUCAGUCUCCAUUGUAUCCCGAGGUGCCAGUUCCAGCCCCAGAUCAGGAUCAUGCUGAGCAUCCAGUAUCACCCAGUAUCAUAGUUAAACCUUUGGACCUGGAGCUUAGCAGAACUCCACAAUCUACUACAGAGUCUGAAUAUUCUACAGCCCGGCAGCAGACUACAGCUCCCCCUCUAAAACACCCUGAGAUGACACUUGCACAGCCAAACCACACUCAACUCACAAAAAAGAAGCAGCCGGAACAGAAUGCCACCAUAAACUUCAGCAUAUGUGAGCUCUGUACCUGCAAAAAUGAGGCGCUGUCAUGUAAUGGUCUCAGCCCAAAGCAGAAGCUCCACAGAGUGCCUGAGCCAGAGCCUAACGCCUACAACGGCACCUUCACCAUCAGAGAUUUUUCCUGCAAUAAAAUACCAUGUAUCGAAAGCAUUACAUUUGAAACACUACCUUUUUUGCAGUUUAUAAAUCUUGGUUGCAGUUUACUCACAGAACUGAGCUUUGGAACGUUUCAGGCCUGGCAUGGAAUGAAGUUUUUACACAAGUAAAUUCUCAAUUGUAAUCCUUUGACAGCAGUUGAAGAUUCUUAUCUUUUUACAUUGCCAGCAUUAAAAUAUUUAGACAUGGGAACAACACAAGUCACAGCAAUUGAAAGCAUCCUCAUGAUGACCCUUGAAUUGGAAAAACUGAUCUUACCUAGCCGUAUGGCCUGCUGCCUCUGCCAAGUUAAAAAUACCAUUGAGGUUGUCUGUAAGACAUUCAAGCUACGUUGUGACAGGGAAUGCCUGACAGACGUAACACAUUGUGGACAGGUGUAA
Globicephala melas (long-finned pilot whale) is the source of this 3834-nucleotide messenger RNA. NCBI's taxonomy places the organism in Eukaryota, Metazoa, Chordata, Mammalia, Artiodactyla, Delphinidae. The record is from RefSeq and is a predicted model, not a curated record.